AUGUCUCCAGCAGCCGUAACCUCGACCCCUCCUCCUACCAACACAACACCCCACACGAACGGAAAAUCGUCUACCAAACCCGUUAUAACACCUUCUUCGACGGCCGCCUCGCAAAUCCCCGCUUGGGUUCAACCCGACCUCUCCCGUCUCCUCCGCGUAGAGCACAACCCAGGCUCCUUUACCUCGCGCUCAAUUUCGCUCGUCAAUCUCCCACCUGGCGCAGUCUUUGCCCGCAUCACAAGCCCCACACCAGCCACCGUGGCCUACUCCUCCGUCCAAGCCUCGCGCGACCUCCACAUAGAACUCAACUGCGACUUGGUAUAUAUUAACCAUAGCUGCAAGCCCAGUCUAGUGUUUGAUAUGCAGCGCUGGGAAGUGAGGGUGUCCGAUGAUGGAGAGGGGCUGAAGGAGGGCGAUGAGCUGACGUUCUUUUAUCCGAGUACGGAGUGGAGUAUGGCUCAGCCUUUUGAGUGUUUGUGCAAGACGGGAGAGUGUGCUGGGGAGAUCAAGGGAGCCAAGGAUAUGAGCAGGGAGGUGUUGGGGAGGUAUUGGUUGAACAAGCAUAUUGAGGAGAUGCUCGCUGAGAGGGACGGGCAGUAG
Alternaria atra is the source of this 600-nucleotide messenger RNA. RefSeq lists its product as uncharacterized. The transcript has a single exon. The record is from RefSeq and is a predicted model, not a curated record. Bases 1 to 600 code for a protein of 199 amino acids. NCBI's taxonomy places the organism in Eukaryota, Fungi, Ascomycota, Dothideomycetes, Pleosporales, Pleosporaceae.